This is a messenger RNA of Ruditapes philippinarum (Manila clam), 2516 nucleotides long. Its product is annotated as arrestin domain-containing protein 17-like. The coding region runs from base 131 to 1351 and encodes 406 amino acids. The record is from RefSeq and is a predicted model, not a curated record. Gene Ontology annotation, biological process: protein transport. Gene Ontology annotation, cellular component: cytoplasm. NCBI's taxonomy places the organism in Eukaryota, Metazoa, Mollusca, Bivalvia, Venerida, Veneridae. The transcript is spliced from 7 exons.
GUACACAGGUGUCAAAAUAUAUAUAGAAUGUAGUAUCUAUGUUUAUCGAUAUACCUUUAAGAAUAAAUAUUAGAAUAGCUAUCUGGAAGUAAUAUAAGUUAUAAACCAUUUAAAAUUAUUUCGUAUCAAAAUGAAACCUAAAAUAUUUGAUAUAAAGUUUGACAAUACACAGGGUGUGUUUAAUGUAGGGACAACAGUUACAGGGACUGUACUCUUGGGACUGGACCAACCCAUUAAGAUUAAAGGCAUUAAGAUAGUUUUCAUUGGACUAGCAAAAACAAAAUGGGUAGUUCGUCAGGGACAACAUAAAAAGACCUGCUACACCGGAGCUGAAAACUAUUUUUAUAAAGUCUUAAAUCUCUUCGAACCUGAGUCUGACGAGGAUAGGAAUCAUCCUGCCGGGAACCAUGCUUACCCAUUUUCCCUAGAGUUAACAGACACACUACCAUCAUCAUUCGAGGGAACCAGCGGUCACGUCAGAUACUUAUGCAAGGCCACUAUAGAAAGACCUUGGGUAUUUGACGUUCAUGUGAAACGUGCUUUUACCGUGAUUCACCAUUUAGAUCUAAAUUAUUUCCCCUCAGCGCAAAUUCCGAUUUUAGACCAGGCAUCCGGUGAUGUUUACAACUUUUGUUGUGGUCAGGCCGGGUCUGUUGACAUACAUUUAGACGUCAACAAAUCAGGAUUCGUUCCAGGGGAACCAAUCAAGUACACCAUAGCCAUAAAUAAUCGAAGUUCACAAACGGUGGAUCAAGUUGCGCUUAUUCUUAAUCAAAUGACAACAUAUACCGGGAUAUCAGACGCCAUUUUUUCAAAUCAACGUCCCAAAAUGCAUACAAAGAAACAACCGUUCUACUUACUGUACUCACGUGACUGCAACUUUAAACCAAACACAUCAAAACAGAUAGAAAAGACCAUAAUUGUUCCCUCACUACCCGCCACAGGACUGGAUGGAUGUGAUAUUAUUGAUAUUAAAUAUAGUCUAGAACUGAAAGUGCUUUGCAAUCAUACAAGUAUAAAAAUUACAAAAGAUUUGGUCAUUGGUACGAUCCCUAGUCAGGUUCCGGCAGUUAGACCGACUGAAGUAACUCUAUCAGCCCCACCAUACACGAACACUUUACCAACAUAUGAAGAAGUGUUUUCCCCGCCACCAUCGUACGCCGAAUGUGUGCACGGUCGAACGACAAUCAUGGAUAGCACAGACGACAAUAAUACUUCCGGUGACGUCAAUUGGGCACCUGCAUAUCCAUAUUAUGAUUGGGUAGCUUUCUCUCCGCAGGCGUUUGGUGACCAGCCACCAGACUAUGUCAAUACUGAACAGUCACGUGGAGCUGACAAUGAUAAUGACUGACUCAGUAACUCAACACAAAGUUGUACUUUAUGACAAUUUAUCGCAGGCAUAAAAUGACGUCAUGGGCGUAGAAAGAAUGUUAAAACAUAAACUAUUUAAUCAAAGAAAAAUUAUAUAGUAAUAUUUUCACAUUGGCAGACGACUAACACUGUAUUAUUCUAUAAACUUCCGGUCUAUAACAAUGUGCUUGUACUCCAAUACAAAGGGGUGAUUGAGGAGAGAACACUGGCGAUUAACGAUAGCGUUUGGUGCUGUUGUUUUGUUGGGCGCAAAUAAUUUAUUUGCAGAAAUUUUAUGUAAUAGAGUUUUAGCGAAAAGUGUAAAGGUAUAUUUAUUAUCAUGUAUUAUGAUUGAAACAGUGUGAAUGAACUAGAACUGUAUUUGUGAAAGAAGAAAAAUAACCAUUGUUUAUUAAGUGAUACAUUACAUUUGAAUUAUAAACAAGAAAAUGUAAUUGUACUUUCGUCAUCAUUAUCAUCAUGGUCAUAAUCAUUAUUAUCAUCACCUUCUCCUUUUUUGUUUCUUCUCCUUUUCCUUUUUCAAGUUCGGGAUGAAUCAUCAAAUUGACCUUGGCUUUUUAUGACAUUGACCUUGAAUGUUAAAUUAUUGAAUGCCUAUUGAUUUUUACUAUAAAUGACGGUAACUUCGUGAUUUAUAAAUGGUUUGUCUUCUUACUUUGACAAAUAACGUUUUGGACAAGACAUUCUCAAAAGUUGUACUGACCUUGACCUUAUAUUUUCUUAACUUUGUCAUUUAAUUAUGGAAAAGAUUAAUACUUGGACAAGCGAGCAAGUGUGAAUAAACAGUCCUAUAAAUGAAAAAGGAAAAACAUUUUUUUCUUAAUUUUCUCUUUUAACGUUUGUUUAAACCGUUUAUUUGUUUGCUUUUAGAAAAAAUAUUAAAAAAAAAUCGAGCUCGGUGGUGACUCUUGUUCAAUGUUUCCAUGAGUCUUGUAUUGCACUUAUUAAUGUUACAAAUUAACAUAAUAAUAAAUUAUACUCUGACUUAUUAAGCUUCUGUACUCGAAAUUAAACUCAUUUUCAAAUGACACAAUUCUAAUACAAUGUAUUAAGCUCAUGUGGUCUAUUUUUGUAUGUUUUUUUGUUGUUGUUUUUAUUGUUGUUGGUUUUUUUGUUGUUUUUUUUGUGUGUUUUUUAAAGAUACU